Zeugodacus cucurbitae (melon fly) is the source of this 3711-nucleotide messenger RNA. RefSeq lists its product as uncharacterized. The transcript is spliced from 7 exons. NCBI's taxonomy places the organism in Eukaryota, Metazoa, Arthropoda, Insecta, Diptera, Tephritidae. The record is from RefSeq and is a predicted model, not a curated record. Bases 78 to 2309 code for a protein of 743 amino acids.
AACACAGACUAUAAUGAAGUGAUUGUUGUAAUAACAAGUCUCAAUUUGUAUCAGGCUUCAAUAGUUUUGUCAACGCAAUGGUUUUGGGCGCCAUCAUAUUGGUCUUAGCCGCAUUGAGCGCGGUCACUACGCAGGAGCAGAAUACUGAGCAGUUAUUUGGCGAUAUCUACUAUGAGAUCGGCAGUUUCUCAUUGCGUUACAACGGUAAUCGCUGUCAGCGUGAGGUGCCCGCACGCUAUUUCCAAACCGCGCCCAAUGCGCCUAUAAUCGGCAAUGGAUCCACCGUUCAUUGGCAACGCAUCGAGGUGUGCUGUGAGGGCUACACACGUUCCCGCGUCGAUCGCUACCAAUGUGUUCCGGAUUGUUCGGCUGUCUCGCCAAAUAACUGUCGUAACGGUUUCUGCCGUGCGCCCAACCAAUGCGAAUGCUUCGCGGAGUUUGUGCGCAACCAGCGCGGUGAAUGUGUGCACUCUUGCCCGAUCGCCUGCGAGCACGGGCGUUGCUUUUUGAAUGGCACCUGUCACUGUGACCCUGGCUAUACGUUAGACUUGGAGACACGAAAAUUCUGUCGGCCCAAGUGUCCGCAGAAGUGUGGCACCAAUCAGGAAUGCGUUGCGCCGUGUAAGUGUUCAUGUGCGGAGGGUUACAAAAUGACGCCCGAUUUGGGCUGUCAACCGGUUUGCACACCCGAUUGUGGACAUGGUAAAUGUGUGGGUCCGAAUAAGUGUGAGUGCUUUCAAGGUUACCAUAAGCGGCCCAUGCGAAAUGUGUGCGAAGCUGAUUGCUACAUAAGCUGCGAAAAUGGUUUCUGUGAAUCGCGCAACAAUUGUCAGUGCCGAAAUGGUUACAAAUAUGAUGUGGACACCACCAGUUGCUUGCCAGAUUGUGGGGACAGUUGUCGCGAUGGUAUUUGCAUUGGACCUGGUAUAUGCAAAUGCUUCGAGGGAUAUGAGUAUAGGGAGCCUAACUGUGAACCAAUAUGCAAGAGAAACUGCGGAUACAAUGGCGAAUGCUUAGAACCAGACAUUUGCGGCUGCAAACGCACUGGGCAACUCUGUAGAUCGGGACUUUGCGACCCCAGCGGAUACUGUGUUUGUCCCAUUGCGAUGACACAUUUCGUAGACAGAUGCGUGGAAAUGAACCAGCUACAUGACCUGAUAACCAGCAAUGGGCAUGAAUUCAAUCGCCUGUUGAGACGUGAAUUUAAGACCCUCAUAGGGCGUCACUUUCAAUUCAUACAAACACCUUACGUCAUCAUGACGACCGUUUUCACUAGUAAACACUUUAGUGCACGCUUCUUGUUGUUGUUGUGCCUACACAUUGUUGUAAUUGUCGGCAGCGCUGACGGCCAACAGCAACGACACCGGCGGCAACGACAACCUUACGGUGGUUAUAAUGUUGAUUCCCCUGAAGCGGACAAGGCAUCAAAUGAAGUGACGCCAUACCAGCGUUCCUCCCAACGCGGCAGAGACACGCCGCGCAGACAGUUCAAUGAGAACGAUGUAAAUUAUCAGUUUAGUAAUCGUCAGUUGGCAACAUCGGGUGCAGAGCAGCUGUCGCGACGUCAACUACGGAAACAACAACAACGUCUGGAGAAACAGGCGAGAGGUCAAGAGCGAUCCAGGGAAAUGCAAUCGGAUGGAAACAAAUGCCAUAUUUGGGUGCCCGUCGAAGUGCUCGACAAGUAUCCGUAUGCGCAACGCAUACAAUUAGAUCAACAAAAUCAACAACAAAAAAUUCUGGUCUGCUGCCCUGGCUAUGCGGCAUUUCGUUGGCGCGGCACCACACUCUGCCAACCGCUCUGCGAUAAUUGCCGCAAUGGCCGCUGCAUAGCGCCAAAUGAAUGCGAAUGCUUCGAUGAUUUCACGGCCAAUGAUAAUGGCGACUGUGUGUUCACCUGCCCGUUGGGUUGUCUGAAUGGACGUUGCUUUCUGGAUGGCACCUGCCAGUGUGAUGCCGGCUUCAAGUUGGAUGAGACGCGCAAAUUUUGUCGGCCAAUUUGCAGCAACGGCUGUGGCAUGAAUCCGCGCCACAACUGCACCGAACCGGAAGUGUGUGGCUGCGCGAAGGGCUACCAGCUGACAAAUGAUGGCUGCAUGCCAGCAUGCGAUCCGGAUUGCGGCGAGGGUGGCGAGUGUCGCGAGCCGAACCAGUGUUACUGCCGACCGGGCUAUGAACUCAAGGAUGGUGUGUGCCAACGCGAGUGUUAUCAGAAAUGUGACAAUGGCAUUUGCUACAGCAACAACCGCUGCAUCUGCAAUCCUGGCUUUACAUAUCAUGAACGCUCAACACAGUGUGUGCCCAAUUGAGAGUAGUUAGUAAUAUGUUAUGCGGUUAUAGGUGUGAUAAUCUUAGUUAUCUUGUGAUAGUAAUUAUAAAAACAUUAAAAUAGUAAUAUGAAUAAAUUUCUGAAGUGUUGGACUCAAAAAGAAAAGUUUUCAUGACUUCAAUGCAGAAGUCAUCCCGCUUGCCAUCCAACUCAAGUUUUCAUUAUAAAAUAGUAAAAGUUAAACAAUUUUCGCUUUGAACACACACUUUCACACCCUUUAUAGAUAUACAUAUGAAUAAUUCCACAUAUAAAAUGAUUAUAGCCACGAAAUGUGAUAUGUAAAGCGUUGCAUAUUUCCAGGGGUAUUUACUGAUUGUACUGGAUUUCGGGUAGUAUAUUAAAUAUAUUAGUUAUUUUUAUUUAAUUUAAAAUAUUUUCGAAUAUUCCAUAAUUGCUAUAAAUAUAGUUUUCCAAAAUCAUAUUAAUGCAUAUUGGAUUAUCUGCUGCAAAUCCAUAUGCUGAACUGCGACAUCAAAACUUCAUCAGUAGGCUUAUGGGAAUAUCAUGUGCACCUGAAAGUUAGAAAUAAAAAGAAAAUGGAUUUGAGUCAAAUUUUCUAUUAUAAUAAUCACACAGCGUUCAAACGGGCAACCUAUUGACUCACCGGUCUCAUGUCGUGUUUGAUAUAUGCGCACGCACAGAUAAACGAUGGCGAUUAGCAUAAUUCCAAUGAAAAUGGAUCCGCCAAUUAUAAUCCAUAGUGUUUCUUUACUGUAUUUAUUAUGAGAAUUUGAAAUCUGUCUUUGAUACUCGCAAGUAUAGUUUUUCUGUAUUGCAUCCUUUGUAUACACUAUCAAAUAAUCGCUUGUAUCACAAACCGAUGAUUCUUCUUUCAGACAAUCAGUAUCAGUAGCAUUUCGGUCACAAAGUUUCAAGCAACCACCUUGGGAACUCUCUCUCCAACAGGUACACUGGCUUCUGCAGAUAUCCAAUUUCUUGUUCUGCUCCUGGGUUAAUGCUAAGCCCUUUAUAUGCCACAUGUCAGUGUCCAUUGUCAACUGUACACAUUCAGCAUUUUCAUUGACGCGCAACUCGUAGCCGUCUGCGCAGACGCAUUUACCUGGUGCAGUGCAUGUGCCAUUCUUGCAGCCUGCACGACACACGGGUUCGCAAACGAAUUCAUUCUCAUCACAAAAUCUUUCGGCAUAGCCCUCAUCGCAAUUUCGUAGCUGUAUAUGGAUAUGUAUGAAAUAAACAAGUAUUUGUAUCAUAAAUAUAAAUAGUGGCAAUUUAACGUUUGUAUUGAACACUAUAACGGUAGAAAAUCACAAGAAUCUUACAAAAUUUACAAAUACAAAUAUACAAGCACUUUGCUUAGCAUUUACUUAAAGCAAUGAAAAUCGCAGAAGAGAAUUCGCUAAUAAAAUAUUAUAUUUUUUCGA